Messenger RNA from Thermochaetoides thermophila DSM 1495, 1110 nucleotides. NCBI's taxonomy places the organism in Eukaryota, Fungi, Ascomycota, Sordariomycetes, Sordariales, Chaetomiaceae. The record is from the annotation of a RefSeq genome assembly.
AUGAGGAGAUCCGAUUCAAAACAUGGGCCGGGAACCUUGGCGCCCAUCGUGUCGGGAAAUCCUCCCUCGACUACCGACUGCGGCAGGCGAGCCACCUCCAGGAUCAGUGACUCCGAUAUUGAGAAUCCAAUCGUCGAAGAGCGCUUUAGAUUACUCUGCGCGGAUGUCAAAGAGUGUAUCGAUUGUUUGCAUAGUCUUAAUGUUGCCAUUGCCAACCCAGCUCCGAACAAGUUCCCACUUCUCGAUUUCAAGAUAGCUGAGAAGCUCGGGAAGGGAAUCACCAGACGUCGCCAGUUCUUCCGUUACCGACAAAGUCAUCACGAGAAGCCGGCGGCAGGAUUGGACUCCUUGGCUUAUGAAGGAGGCAAAACCAUUGGAGAAGAGGAUGACAAAACCGAGGCCGCGCCGACGACGAUCGCCUCAUCGUUGCCCGAUCACGUAAAAGCCGCGAACAUCAACAUCAAUAGCGAUGCUAUUGACGAAGACAAUUGUUCGGAUACGGGAUGCUCCAUGACGUCAUAUGCGACUUCUCCAAGACAAGGUCGUCAUGAAAACGACAUGUCUCCAGCGAUCUUCGACCCUAUACAUCCCGACUACGGUAGUGGUGAUGAUAGUGACGACAAGAAUCACAUGGGAGUGGUGCAUGCGGGGGAGAGCGAUACUUCUGGUGGCCUUGGAUUCUCUGAGAACCACAGAGAUGUGCUUUCCUCUGAGGUUGAGUGCAGCACGCAACCAAGUUUGGCUGCCGUCACUCAGCAACAGUCUUCGAAGCCGACAUCAGAGGCUGGUACGACUUUCAUGCACCGCGAACACAAGCAGGGAGGCUAUGAGACCAGCGACCAUAACAUAUAUUCGGCUGCUACUCAUCACGACAGCGAAACUAUGGAAUCAAGCAGUGAAGAGAUGGUCGACGAGGCGUUUUAUCCCAUGCCGUCACGAAAAACCAUUCUAUCCGAGGCACGCGACAAGGCAACUACUGCCGUUGAAAUGGAUAAUGGGGGCGCUUGGGAGGCCUAUUCCGAGGCAUACACUUUGCUUCAGCAAGCAUUAUCACACGAUAUGGCAGGAGGAUCUUCAAAAGUUAGAGGCUAUUAAUCCAAGGAAGAGUAA